CUCCUCUCCUGUCCUGUCCUGUCCUGUCCUGUCCUGUCCUCACCUCACACCGCCGCCGCCAUGUCCGUGCUGGGCCAGUACGAGCGGCACUGCCACUCCAUCAGCUCCGACUUCGGGAGCGGGAGCGCGGGCGGGAGCGGGGCGGACCCCCGGCCGGGGCCCGGCGCCGAGCUGGAGGAGCUGCACUACAUCCCCAUCCGGGUCCUCGGACGCGGAGCCUUCGGGGAGGCCACGCUCUACCGCAGGACCGAGGAUGACUCACUGGUGGUGUGGAAGGAAGUGGAUCUGACCCGAUUGUUGGAGAAGGAGCGUCGUGAUGCCCUGAACGAGAUUGUGAUUCUGGCCCUCCUGCAGCAUGACAACAUUAUUGCCUACUACAAUCACUUCAUGGACAACAGUACCCUACUCAUUGAACUGGAGUACUGCAAUG
Molecule: messenger RNA, 430 nt
Organism: Tachyglossus aculeatus (Australian echidna)
Lineage: Eukaryota; Metazoa; Chordata; Mammalia; Monotremata; Tachyglossidae
Gene: NEK9
Product: NIMA related kinase 9
Exons: 2
Biological process (GO): protein phosphorylation
Cellular component (GO): centrosome
Molecular function (GO): ATP binding; protein kinase activity; protein kinase binding
Source: RefSeq, a predicted model, not a curated record